UAAAACUACAACUAUGCCCCCCUCACACUCCCAUUCAACCACCACUUGCGGUUCUCUCCUCCAAGAAUUACAGAUAAUAUGGGAUGAAAUUGGGGAGAGUGAUAGUGAAAGGGACAAGAUGCUUUUAGAACUUGAGCAAGAAUGCCUUGAUAUUUACCGUAGAAAGGUUGAGCGAACGAGAAAGUGCAAGGCUGAUUUGCAUCAAACAUUGGCCGAGGCUGAAGCUGAAAUUGCGAACCUUACUGUUGCCCUUGGUGAACAUGCUUCCUUUUCACGGGGAAAUGGCCCUCUAAAGCAGCAAAUUUCUGCAAUAAGACCUGUUUUGGAGGACUUGAGGUCAAAGAAGGAAAAGAGAAGUAAGGAAUUUUCAGAGACCCACUGUCAGAUUGUUCGGAUUUGUGCUGAAAUAGCAGGAAGUGGGCAGUCUGUUAUUGCUUCUGAUCCACAAGUUGAUGAAUCCAAUUUGACUGUGAAGAAAUUGGGGGAUCUUAAGGCGCACCUUCAUGAUUUACAAAAUGAGAAGAAUCUUCGGUUGCAUAAAGUUAGCAAUCAUAUCAAUACUAUUCAUGAGCUGUCACUUGUGAUGUCAAUUGAUUUCUUUGAGACUGUCAAUGAAAUUCAUCCGAGCUUGAGUGAUCCAACAAAUAGUCAGUCAAAGAGCAUCAGCAAUGACAGUCUCGCCAGAUUGACUGGCGCAAUUUAUUCCCUAAAGCAAGAAAAACUACAAAGGCUUCAGAAGCUCCAAGGUCUAGGGAGUGCACUGAUAAAGCUGUGGAACCUCUUGGACACACCUGUUGUUGAGCAAAGAAAAUUUGAACAUGUUACUAGUUUAGCUUCUUCCUCGAUUGAUGAAGUUUCAAGACAAGGAUGCCUUGCUCUAGAUGUCCUUGAGCAGACGGAGGUUGAGGUUGAACGAUUAAAUAUUCUGAAAGCCAGCAAGAUGAAAGAGUUGGUGUUCAAGAGGCAAAAUGAGCUUGAAGAAAUCUACAGAGGGGUUCAUAUGGAUGUAGAUAGUGAUGCAGCGCGACAGAUUCUCAUCAGCUUAAUAGAUUCAGGUAACGUUGAUUUGUCUGAUCUUCUUUCAAGCAUGGAUGAUCAGAUAGCAAAAGCCAAAGAGGAAGCUUUAAGCAGGAAGGAUAUUUUGGACAAGGUAGAGAAAUGGAAGCAUGCAUCUGAGGAAGAAAAGUGGCUCCAUGAGUAUGAAAAGGAUGAAAAUCGAUAUAGUGCUGGUAGAGGAGCACACAAGAAUCUCAAACGUGCAGAGAAAGCUCGAAUUCUUGUCAGCAAAAUAACAUCUUUAAUCGAAAAUUUGACUGCAAAAACAAAAGCUUGGGAAAUGGAGAAAGGGAUUCCAUUUUUGUAUGACAAGGCCCCCCUCUUACAUGUACUGGACGAAUAUACUGACUGUGUCACGCCAAGAGAGAGAGGAGAAAAGCGUAGAUCUCGGGAACAAAAACGGCUGCAAGAACAACUAGCUACAGAACAAAGGCCAUAUAUGGUUCAAAGCCCACAAUUAAAACCUUUGGGUCAGUCUAACACCAUGGUUGGAACUCCAAUGAUUCGUCGUGCAAUGACACCAUCAAACCGUCAUGGAAUCUCUGGUGGGAAGGAUCGUAGAGAGAGUAGUAGGGUCACAAAUGCAAUUCCUUUGAACUAUGUUGCCCUUCCGAAGGAUGAUUCAUUCUCUUGGGGCUUAGACUGCUGGUGGCUGGUUUUAGUAUCCGAUUGUAAAUGA
Messenger RNA from Pistacia vera, 1735 nucleotides. Its product is annotated as 65-kDa microtubule-associated protein 5-like. The record is from RefSeq and is a predicted model, not a curated record. Gene Ontology annotation, biological process: microtubule cytoskeleton organization. Gene Ontology annotation, cellular component: cytoplasm; spindle. Gene Ontology annotation, molecular function: microtubule binding. NCBI's taxonomy places the organism in Eukaryota, Viridiplantae, Streptophyta, Magnoliopsida, Sapindales, Anacardiaceae.